AUGAGUAACUUCAGUGUCGUCAGGGAAUUUGUGCUGCUGGGGUUUUCACAUCUCCAUGAGUUCCAGAUCCUCCUGUUUGCAUUCAUCCUAUUGAUAUAUGUGCUAACAGUACUGGGGAACCUGGCCAUUAUCACCCUCACAUGCCUUGAUUCCCACCUCCACUCACCCAUGUACUUCUUCCUCUGCAACUUCUCCUUCAUGGAAAUGCUGGUCACUUCCACCGUGGUUCCUAGGAUGCUGGCAGACCUGCUAUGCACUCAUAAGACCUUUUUCCCGGCUGAGUGCCUCACCCAGUCUUUCCUUUACUUCUCUUUGGGUUCCACCCACUUCCUGAUUCUCACAGACAUGGCCUUCGAUCGCUACGUGGCCAUCUGCCGCCCUCUGCACUACCCAACCAUCAUGAAUGGUCCCAUGUGUGUGAAGCUGGUGGUGGUCUGCUGGGUGGUCGGCUUCCUCUCCAUCGUGUCCCCCACCCUGCAAAAAACACGGCUAUGGUUCUGCAACCCUAACAUCAUCAGCCACUACUUUUGUGACUCUGCCCCACUUCUCAAGCUUUCCUGCUCUGAUACCCGCCACACUGAAUGCAUGGACUUCUUCCUGUCCUUACUAUUUGUGCUGGCCACCAUGCUGCUGAUCAUAGUGUCCUACAUCCUCAUUGUGGCUGCAGUGCUGCACAGCCCCUCCUUCUCUGGGGGCCAGAAGGCCUUCUCCACUUGUGCCUCCCACCUCACUGUGGUGGUUCUGGGCAAUGGCAGUGCCAUCUUCAUCUAUUUGAGGCCAGGCAAGGGCCACUCCACACACCUCAACAAGGUGGUGGCUCUGAUGACUACAGUAGUGACCCCUUUCCUCAAUCUCUUCAUCUUCACCCUUCGGAAUGAGAAGGUCAAGGAGGUCAUUGAAGAUAUGACCAAAAGGCUCCUCUUCAGAGAUGCAGCAGUCCACAGAUGA
This is a messenger RNA of Neomonachus schauinslandi (Hawaiian monk seal), 948 nucleotides long. Its product is annotated as olfactory receptor 6V1-like. Gene Ontology annotation, molecular function: olfactory receptor activity; G protein-coupled receptor activity. Gene Ontology annotation, cellular component: membrane. Gene Ontology annotation, biological process: G protein-coupled receptor signaling pathway. The record is from RefSeq and is a predicted model, not a curated record. Lineage: Eukaryota; Metazoa; Chordata; Mammalia; Carnivora; Phocidae. The transcript has a single exon. Bases 1 to 948 code for a protein of 315 amino acids.